Aspergillus bombycis is the source of this 738-nucleotide messenger RNA. Its product is annotated as RNase P/RNase MRP complex subunit. Gene Ontology annotation, cellular component: ribonuclease MRP complex; ribonuclease P complex. The record is from RefSeq and is a predicted model, not a curated record. Gene Ontology annotation, biological process: rRNA processing; tRNA 5'-leader removal. Bases 1 to 738 code for a protein of 245 amino acids. Lineage: Eukaryota; Fungi; Ascomycota; Eurotiomycetes; Eurotiales; Aspergillaceae. The transcript is spliced from 2 exons. Gene Ontology annotation, molecular function: ribonuclease P RNA binding.
AUGACCACACCAAAACCCCACAUCGCCCAAACCCUCCUGGAGCGCGCCCAUUCCCCGGACACAGCAUCGCAGCUCUUCAAAGAACGCAUAAAACAAAAACCCCUCUACCUGCGCCCAACAUCGCCCACACCCGAAGACAACCGCGACCGUCGCCGUCGCCACCGUCUCCAGAAGAAAGCCUACUUCCUCCGCAAACAGAAGCCGCGGCCGCUGUCGGCGCGCGAGAAGCGCGCCUCCGGGAUCUACGACCUGCCCAAGGAGGAGUGCAAGUAUGCGAUUUUCAAGGGCCUGCAUGCCAUGUGGGUGGCGUAUAUGCGGGAGGUUCUGGAUCUCGGGGGUCGCAAGUCGGACGAGGUUAACGUGACGGCGUUGUCGCAUGGGAGUAAGCUGGUUAGUGCAGAUUUCCAUGGGGCAGAGGUCGAGGUUGUGAGGAGUCGGUGUGCGGGGAGGGUUGGGGUUAGAGGCUUUGUGGUUAGGGAUACGAAGUUUACUUUUGUGGUUGUUACGGAGGGGGAUGAAGUUAAGACUUUGCCGAAGGAACAGACCAUUUUUCGCUUUCGGGUGCCCUUGUCUGCGCCGGGUCAGGAUGGCAUGGAUGUGACGGAGGAUCUCAGUGCGAAUGCUGGUUCCAGUGCCAGGAAGGAGCUUACGUUUGAGCUUCAUGGGAGUCAGUUCCUGAAUCGACCGGUGGAUCGUGCAAACAAGAAGUUCAAGUGGCGCAAUGUGGACUAUCUUUGA